Messenger RNA from Chrysochloris asiatica (Cape golden mole), 2071 nucleotides. It is a transcript of the gene IRX5, whose product is annotated as iroquois homeobox 5. Gene Ontology annotation, molecular function: DNA-binding transcription factor activity, RNA polymerase II-specific; RNA polymerase II cis-regulatory region sequence-specific DNA binding. Bases 1 to 1452 code for a protein of 483 amino acids. The transcript has 3 exons. Gene Ontology annotation, cellular component: nucleus. Gene Ontology annotation, biological process: regulation of transcription by RNA polymerase II; neuron differentiation; cell development. The record is from RefSeq and is a predicted model, not a curated record. NCBI's taxonomy places the organism in Eukaryota, Metazoa, Chordata, Mammalia, Afrosoricida, Chrysochloridae.
AUGUCCUACCCGCAGGGCUACUUGUACCAGCCGUCCGCCUCGCUGGCGCUCUACUCGUGCCCGGCUUACAGCACCAGCGUCAUCUCGGGGCCCCGCACGGAUGAGCUCGGCCGUUCGUCGUCGGGGUCGGCGUUCUCGCCCUAUGCCGGCUCCACUGCCUUCACUGCGCCCUCGCCGGGCUACAACUCGCACCUCCAGUACGGAGCCGACCCCGCAGCAGCCGCUGCCGCCGCCUUCUCCUCGUACGUGGGUUCUCCCUACGACCACACGCCAGGGAUGGCGGGAUCCUUGGGGUACCACCCAUACGCGGCACCCCUGGGCUCAUACCCGUACGGGGAUCCAGCAUACCGGAAGAACGCCACGCGGGACGCCACUGCCACGCUCAAGGCCUGGCUGAACGAGCACCGCAAGAACCCCUACCCCACCAAGGGCGAGAAGAUCAUGCUGGCCAUCAUCACCAAGAUGACCCUCACCCAGGUGUCCACCUGGUUCGCCAACGCGCGCCGGCGCCUCAAGAAGGAGAACAAGAUGACGUGGACGCCGCGGAACCGCAGCGAGGACGAGGAGGAGGAGGAGAACAUUGAUCUGGAGAAGAACGACGAGGACGAGCCUCAGAAGACCGAGGACAAGGGCGACCCCGAGGGCCCCGAAGCAGGAGGAGCGGAGCAGAAGGCAGCUGCUGGCUGCGAAAGACUGCUGGGACCGCCCACCCCCGCCAGCAAGGAGACCGAGGGCAGCCUCAGCGACUCGGAUUUUAAGGAGCCUUCCUCCGAAGGCCUUCUCGACUCGCUGCCGGGACCCCCCCGCACUGGCGGAUCCUCCCCAGCUGGGCCCACAGCGGCACGGCUGGCCGAGGACUCGGUCCCUCACUACCCGUCGGGUGCGCCGGCGUCCGGUCCGCACCCGGCUACGGGAGAGUUGCCCCCUGGCCCCGGCGGGCCCUCGGUCAUCCACUCGCCGCCGCCGCCACCGCCACAGGCGGUGCUCGCCAAGCCCAAACUGUGGUCUCUAGCCGAGAUCGCCACAUCCUCGGACAAGGUCAAGGACGGGGGCGGAGGGAGCGAGGGCUCCCCAUGCCCUCCGUGUCCCGGGCCAGUAGCCGGGCAAUCUUUGGGAGGCAGUCGCGCGUCACCAGCCCCAGCGCCCGCGCGCUCUCCCUCUGCGCAGUGCCCUUUUCCCGGUGGGACGGUGCUGUCCCGGCCUCUCUACUACACGGCACCCUUCUAUCCUGGCUACACGAACUAUGGUUCCUUCGGACACCUUCACGGCCACCCGGGGCCCGGGCCAGGCCCCACUACCGGUCCAGGCUCGCAUUUCAAUGGAUUAAACCAGACCGUGUUGAACCGAGCGGACGUUUUGGCUAAAGACCCGAAAAUGUUGCGGAGCCAGUCCCAGCUAGACCUGUGCAAAGACUCUCCCUAUGAGUUGAAGAAAGGUAUGUCCGACAUUUAACACGGGCUGCGUCGGUCCCGGACUUUUCUAACUUAUUAAAAACAUGGCCUUGGCAGUUAUUUUUCCAUCACCAAAAAGAGAAAACAAAAACAAAACACACUGUCCCUCCUAUUCUAAAGUUUAUAGUUUAUGGAGAUGAUGGCAUAAAAAUGUAAACAUCUCCACACAAAAAUGUCUUAGCCAACUGAAAAGAAAAAAAAAAACUUUAAAAAAAAGAUUUGUAUUAAAUCUUAUUCUGUAUAUUUAAUGUAGCAUUUUUGUAUUUAAAUUGAUAAUUCAAUAUCUUUGAAGUAAAUUAUGAAAUCAAGCUACCUGUACAGGCAUUUAAUGUUUUUUUUUGUGAUAUAAAUAUAUACACUUGUGUUUCCCCCCAAGACUGUUUCAUAGUUUAAAAUACAAGUUUAAUUUAAUUUUUUACACUUAAUGAUUUUUCUGGGUCUGAGCUAAAGUAUUAUUACAGAAAGGAAACAGGUUAUACUCUACUCUUAGAUUAAAAAAAGUAAAAGAAACUGCAGCCGCCUUUGUAAAAUGCAAAAUAUUUAAUUAAAAGAGAUUUUAACAUAAUCAGAGCCAUCAUUACUUUUUAGAAGCCUCAAUAAGCUGUCCGUCUUCGCAUUGG